Molecule: messenger RNA, 1554 nt
Organism: Terrapene triunguis (Three-toed box turtle)
Lineage: Eukaryota; Metazoa; Chordata; Testudines; Emydidae
Product: solute carrier family 2, facilitated glucose transporter member 9-like
Exons: 12
Coding region: 1-1554 (517 amino acids)
Biological process (GO): monosaccharide transmembrane transport
Cellular component (GO): membrane
Molecular function (GO): hexose transmembrane transporter activity
Source: RefSeq, a predicted model, not a curated record
AUGGAGGGGAAACCUGGUCUGCACGGCCACCAACGGAUCACCGGGCACCUCACCUUUCCGCUGCUCGCCGCCACCCUGCUGGCGUCCUUCGGCUCCUCUCUGCUUUACGGCUACAACCUGGCAGUGGUGAACUCGCCGGCCGUGCACAUCAAGGCCUUCUACAACGCCACCUGGUCCCAGCGCUACGGGCAGAGCCCGAGCCAGGACCUGCUCACCGUCAUGUACUCGCUGACCGUCUCGGUCUUUGCCCUGGGGGGGCUGGUGGGCUCGUUUCCGGUGGGGAUGCUCGUGACUCGAUAUGGGAGGAACGGCACCCUUGUGCGGAGCACGCUGCUCGUCUUCCUGGCCAGCGCCCUGAUGGGCUUCAGCCGCUACCUGGCGUCGCCCGAGAUGGUCAUCGUCGGCCGCUUCGUCACGGGGCUGCAUUCAGGCAUCUGUCUCAGCGUGGUGCCCAUGUACCUGGGAGAAAUCGCCCCCAAGAACCUGCGCGGGUUCCUGGGCUUGGUGCCCAGCAUCUUCAUCUGCCUGGGGGUCUUCUCCGCUCAAGUCCUGGGCCUGCCGGAGCUGCUGGGGGAGGACGGAUACUGGCCUCUCUUCCUGUCCCUGGUGGUCAUUCCAGCCUCCCUGCAGCUCCUGCUGCUGCACUGGUUCCCCGAGAGCCCCCGCUACCUGCUGAUUGAGAAGAAUAACGUCCGGGGGGCCACGGAUGCGCUGCGCUGGUUCCUGGGGAAGGACGACGUGCGGGACGUGCUGGAGGAGAUGCGGGAGGAGCAGCGCUCGCUCUCCUCCCUGGAGACCAUCUCCGUCUGGCAGCUGCUGCGGGACGGCUCCGUGCGCUGGCAGACGCUCUCCGUGGUGGUGAUCAACAUGGGCAUGCAGCUCUCUGGGAUCGAUGCGAUCUGGUUCUACACCAACACCAUCUUCCAGCACGCCGGCAUCCCGGGACCCGAGAUCCCCUACACCACCGUGGGCACGGGCGCCAUCGAGGUGCUGGCCGGCCUGCUCGGCUGCUUCACCAUCGAGAAGCUGGGCCGGCGGCCGCUCAUCAUCAUCGGCUUCUCCUUCAUGGGCUUCUGCUGCGCUGGCAUCACCUUGGCCCUGGUGCUGCAGGCUACGGUGCCCUGGAUGCGCUACCUCAGCGUAGCCUGCGUCAUCGGGAUCAUCGCUGGCUUCUGUAUGGGACCAGCUGGUGUGCCCUUCCUGAUGACUGCGGAGCUCUUCAAGCAGUCACACCGCCCCGCUGCCUACAUCGUGGGGGGGUCCCUGAACUGGCUCUCCAAUUUCACUGUGGGCUUCGUCUUCCCCUUCCUACAGAUGUCAGCCGGUGCCUUCUGCUACCUGGUGUUCUGCGGGGUCUGCGUGCUGGUGGCGCUCUACGUCUACCUCGUCAUCCCCGAGACCAAGAACAAAACGUUCGUGGAGAUCAGCCAGAUCUUCGCCACCCGCCGCCCCUUCCUCGCUGCCCCGGCCGGCGCCGUGAAGAUGGUCCCGCUUGGCGGUUACGGGGCCUUGGAGAACAGCUCCCUGGAGCUCUCGGGGUCCAGCCGGGCGUGA